Suillus plorans is the source of this 1125-nucleotide messenger RNA. RefSeq lists its product as uncharacterized. NCBI's taxonomy places the organism in Eukaryota, Fungi, Basidiomycota, Agaricomycetes, Boletales, Suillaceae. The transcript has 8 exons. The record is from RefSeq and is a predicted model, not a curated record. The coding region runs from base 1 to 1125 and encodes 374 amino acids.
AUGUUCUUACCGACCCUCGUCUCUCUUUUUUUCAUAUCUUCGGCAACAGUCCGAGCUUCUCCAUGCGUCGCUUUUGAUGCCAAUUGGAACCUCCUUGCUUUCAACCUCAACGGCAAAGACUGGAACGCGGGCACCCAAGACACAUGGUCCAGCAGCACUGCAGCCACAGACAUCACAGCAUCCAACCGACCGCCAUUUGAUGCAGCUAACACUACAUGCUACCUCUCGCAGUAUGCCAACGCGAUCUAUGCCAUCAAUGCCGAUUCCAAGAAUCCUUCCUCUCUUUACAUCUACGAUGCGGCUGCAAAAUCAUGGUCCAUGCAAGCGGUCAAUGCUGGUUCUUUCGACUACACGUCUUUCGGCGCUAUUCUGGACCAUGACACGAACGUCUUCUAUGCGUUGUCACAGGGAAAUCUCUUCUCCCUAGACAUGGGUUUACUUAAUGCGGCCAAUAGUACACCAUUAAGCUGGACUAACGAUGAACAAGUGCCGUACCCUUCGGAUUACGUUCCAGUCAUGGCUCUUGCGCAAAAUCACAUUCACUUCCUAGACGUCCCCAACGUCCCUGCUGGGAGCGCAGAUAUCUUCGUCAUUCAUUACUCCUACUUCCAACCGCAGUCUCAAGCCUACCCGCUCCCAGAUGGGAGCGCAUUCCCUACCACUUACGGCCAUGUUGCCUCAUUCUUCCAGGCGGACAACACAGUCCAGCAAGAGUUCGCAUUCAUUCCCGCAGAUUCCUCUGCGACGUACGUUGUUAAUGUUGAGACAAACACCACUCAGGCACUAGCGGCGCCCACCACCAAGGAUUCCAAAGCGACAUACUUUGCUGGUGUCACAGCUCUCGUGCAGCUCACAAGCAAUGGCACCGUGUCUUACCUCCCUUACCUUGAGGGUAACACGAGUACGAACAUCGCUGCAACAUGGGCUACUGUGAGCAACCUCGCGGCAGCUGCCCCACCAUCGUCAUCAUCCUCUUCGAGCUCCAGCGGAUCGAGUGGCAACACUUCCGGCUCACACAGCACGACCGGUCCAAGCGCGACCGCAUCUGGAGCCGCUUUGGGCGCAAGCGUGCAAUACAGCGUAUUCAUCACUUGUGUUCUGUGUUUCGCUGCGUUCGUGGUAUGA